AUGGUUCUAUUCAAGUCUCCUCACCCGGACGUGGAAAUCCCCACCGACAUAACAACUUGGGAAUGGAUGUUCGAACCGGGUAAAUACUCGCCACUAUACCGAACAGAAGCGAGAAACCAGCCUGUGGCGGGAUACGUCAAUGCCGUCACCAAGGAGCGACUCGACUGGAAUCAAGUGAAAGUCAAAGCGACGCAAUUGAGUACGGUUUGGAUCAGGGAAUAUGGAUUACAGCCUGGAGAGACGGUGUCGUUGUUCAGUACGAAUACGAUUUGGUAUCCGGUCGCGAUGUGGGCUGUUAUUAGAGCUGGAGCCAGAGUCAACGGCGCAUCACCCGCAUACAACGUCGAAGAAAUGACGCACGCGCUAAAGACGGCCAAAUCGAAGCUGCUGGUGACGUUGCCGUCGUCGCUGGACGUGGCGCUUGCGGCGGCGCAGAACGUCGGUAUCCCGCGGUCGCAUAUUUUCUUGCUUGAAGGCAAUGCGGCGGGGUUCACUAGUAUACAGCAGCUUAUGGACCGGUGUGUGACAAAGAGAUACGAACCUGAUCAGCCGUAUCGGAUUCCGAGGGGAAAGACGAAUAAGGAGGUUUGUGGGUAUCUCAACUUUAGUAGUGGGACGACGGGGUUGCCGAAAGCUGUCAUGCUCUCGCAUCAAAACAUCAUCGCUCAAUGUCACCAGCUCCAGCAGCUUCAGGCGCCAGGGCCUUAUAAGGUGCUGGCAGUCAUGCCGUUGUUUCACAUCACCGGUCUCGUCCGAUUCUGCACAUACCCCGUAUUAAUGAACGGUGACAGCGUGAUGCUGCCCUCCUUCACCAUGGAAUCGAUGCUCCAAGCGAUCUGCGAGUUCCAGAUCAAAGAAUUGAUUCUGGUCCCACCGAUCCUGAUCCGACUGGUGCGCGACAAGAUAGUGGACAACUACGACCUACGACACGUGGAGCGCUGGUCGUCCGGAUCGGCACCGAUCUCGCCGAAGAUCAUUGCCCUGCUUCGAAAGAAGUUCCCCUGGACAGGGUUCCGGCAGGGCUAUGGGGCUACCGAGUCAACGGCGUGUAUCACGGCACACCCGCCGACGCAUUUCGACUAUAAGUACGCCAGCACAGGAGGCAAACUGGUUGCCAACACCGUAGCCAAGGUCAUCGACUUGAACACCGGAGAAGAAUUGGGCGUCAACCAGACCGGCGAGAUCCUCGCGCGCGGCCCGCAGAUCGCAAUGGGGUAUCUGGACAACCCGGCCGCGACGGCCGAAACAUUUGAUUCCGACGGCUUCCUGCAUACGGGUGAUGUGGGCCAUUUCGACGAGGAAGGCCUGAUACAUAUCGAGGACCGGAUCAAGGAAAUGAUCAAGGUCAAGGGCCAGCAGGUUGCACCGGCGGAGCUCGAGGAUUUGUUGUUGGGACACCCGGACGUCGAGGACUGUGCUGUCCUCGGAGUUCAGGAUGAUUAUGCUGGUGAGAGGCCAAAGGCGUAUGUGGUCUUACGAAGGGGUGUUGCCCAGACACAAGAGACUGGCAAGCGGCUUUUGGCGUUCGUCAAGGAGAGGAAGGUCAGGUAUAAGUGGAUCGUUGAGAUUGAGUUUACUGACCAGGUGCCCAAGAGUCCGACGGGCAAGUUGCUCAGGAGAGUUUUGAAACUAAAAGAUAAGGAGGGGAAAGAUAGAGGUGUGAGGGUUAAAGAUGACACGGAGAGGGCGAGGUUGUGA
This is a messenger RNA of Exophiala dermatitidis NIH/UT8656, 1698 nucleotides long. Its product is annotated as 4-coumarate-CoA ligase. Gene Ontology annotation, molecular function: CoA-ligase activity. The transcript is spliced from 5 exons. Lineage: Eukaryota; Fungi; Ascomycota; Eurotiomycetes; Chaetothyriales; Herpotrichiellaceae. The record is from RefSeq and is a predicted model, not a curated record. The coding region runs from base 1 to 1698 and encodes 565 amino acids.